Molecule: messenger RNA, 1708 nt
Organism: Xenopus tropicalis (tropical clawed frog)
Lineage: Eukaryota; Metazoa; Chordata; Amphibia; Anura; Pipidae
Gene: slc30a9
Product: solute carrier family 30 (zinc transporter), member 9
Biological process (GO): zinc ion transport; monoatomic cation transport; monoatomic cation transmembrane transport
Cellular component (GO): endoplasmic reticulum; mitochondrial membrane; nucleus
Molecular function (GO): monoatomic cation transmembrane transporter activity
Source: RefSeq, marked validated
GCGACUGAAGCACAAUAUGGCCGGGAUAUACGCCCGGAGCUGGCCCUCACUAUGCCGGCUGUACUCGCGUUGUGCCGGGGUGAGGUCUAGCGGUGGGCGCUUCUGCCACGGUUGGCAAAAUGCUCUGGAGAGCAAAGGACUUCUGUAUUUUCUGCCAUCAAGCUACCUGCCUAUUCAAGCACAAAUCCGACUUUAUUCUUCCGGUGAUCAGAAGGAAGACCAUGGACCAAAAGGGCCCAGUGCAGCAAGUUCCCAAGAAAAAUCUACAGCAGGACUGGAUUCUAGCAAAUCUGAACAAAAAAGUACUUUCCCACCGGAUCCUAUUCAAGUUAAAGUAAAGGCAGUCUUAAAGAAGAGAGAGUAUGGGACAAAGUACAUGAAGAAUAACUUCAUCACAGGGGUAAGAGCUCUGAAUGAGUUCUGCCUAAAGCCCAGUGACUUGGAGUCAUUACGGAAAAUCAGGCGAAGAAGUCCCCAUGAUGAUACUGAAGCAUUUACUGUAUAUCUGAGGUCUGAUGUGGAGGCAAAAGCCUACGAGGUAUGGGGAAGUCCAGAAGCCAUUUUCAGGGAACGGAAAAUGAGAAAAGAGGAAGAGAUUGCAUAUAGAGAAAAUUUAUUUAAGAACCAGAAACUGUUAAAGGAGUACAAAGACUUUCUAGGGAACACCAAGCCUCGGUUAAGUACAUCCAACAUGUUCAUGAAAGGACCUGGAAAGGUUGUGAUGGUUGCAAUUUGUAUAAAUGGGUUAAACUUCUUUUUUAAGCUGCUAGCAUGGGUGUACACGGGUUCGGCAAGCAUGUUUUCAGAAGCCCUCCAUUCCCUAGCUGACACAUUGAAUCAGGCAUUGCUGGCGUUGGGUAUCUCUCAGUCUGUAAGGACACCUGACCCUGGACACCCGUACGGCUUUACAAACAUGCGCUACAUUGCUUCCCUAAUCAGUGGUGUGGGCAUUUUCAUGAUGGGCGCAGGCCUUUCCUGGUACCAUGGAAUCAUGGGUUUGCUUCAUCCACAGCCAAUAGAAUCUCUGCUUUGGGCCUAUUGCAUCUUAGCAGGGUCACUUGUGUCUGAAGGAGCCACACUUCUAGUAGCAAUCAAUGAGAUCCGGAAAAGUGCGAAAACCAAAGGACUAUCUUUUUACGAGUAUGUCAUGCAAUCCCGUGAUCCAAGUACCAAUGUAGUUCUGAUGGAGGACGCUGCGGCAGUUUUAGGACUGGUUAUGGCUGCCUCCUGCAUGGGUUUGACCUCACUCACUGGAAACCCGCUCUAUGACAGUUUGGGGUCCCUGGGUGUUGGAACCCUACUCGGAGCUGUAUCAGCCUUCCUUAUCUACACUAACACUGAAGCACUAAUUGGGAGGUCAAUACAACCAGAGCAAGUUCAACGUCUCACCGAACUCUUAGAAAGUGAUCCUGCAGUGAGAGCAAUCCAUGAUGUAAAGGCCACUGAUAUGGGAAUGAGUAAGGUGCGUUUCAAGGCAGAAGUUGAUUUUGAUGGUCGAGUUGUUACACGAUCUUACUUGGAAAAACAAGAUAUUGACCAGGUGUUAAAUGAAAUCCGCCAAGUGAAGACAGCAGAGGACUUAGAAGCUUUUAUGCUUAAACAUGGUGAAAAUAUUAUAGACACAUUAGGAGCAGAAGUAGACCGACUUGAAAAAGAAUUAAAGCAACGUAACCCUGAGGUACGACACGUGGAUCUGGAGAUUCUGUAG